AUGACGACAGCAAAGAAAGCAACGGAAGUUACGGAUCACUUCCGUAACUUCCGUUGGAGUUCAGGGCCAAACGAUAAAAAACUAUCAGCGCAUCUCCCGGCCGACGAGCCUCGCAAGGUAGCCAAGCUGAAUGGUGCACAUGACGAGGCGGGAACACGCAAACGGCCGGGAGGGCAAUUACAGCCCGACGUUUCUCAGGCGACAAUGUCAUGGGUAAAAAUUCCGACUCAUCGCGCGCUUGUUCCUUUCACCGCCGGACAGCAGGCCUCGCUUCCACAGUUCAUCGAGUCAGCACGUUCGCUACUCGCCCAGCGUGUUCCGGACCCUGUUUUGAUAACACGCUUUUUGACGGUCCGCAAUGCACGGCAACGUCUCGACUGAUGUAUUCCAAAAAGCUGUCUGUGUUUCUUUGUCCUUGUCCUGCGCAGAUCAACGCGAAUGCAUCACUGACAGCGAACGCCUCUCAUGAGCAUCUGCCAUCAAUUCAAUUGGCUUGUCUUCGGCCUGCCCUGCUUUAAUUUUACCGGAUCUAUUUCUUGCUCAAGGGACGGCCACGAGCGGCUACGCCGGCAGUGCCGUUAUCAAUUACAGAUGACCUUCUUGUUCCUCGCACGAUGCUCUCACUUGUCCAAAUCAAGAAUCCGCCCAAUCGUCAUACUUAGAUCCCUAUCCGACGCCUUGUCGUAUGAUAUAAAGCCCAAAUUGCUUACUGUCUCCCCCACACUUCGCAGUCCGUUCCGGUCUUCCCUUC
Molecule: messenger RNA, 751 nt
Organism: Fomitiporia mediterranea MF3/22
Lineage: Eukaryota; Fungi; Basidiomycota; Agaricomycetes; Hymenochaetales; Hymenochaetaceae
Exons: 3
Coding region: 1-381 (126 amino acids)
Source: RefSeq, a predicted model, not a curated record